CCCAGAUGGUCACCAUGGGCCAGUGCUACUACAAUGAGACCAUCGGCUUCUUCUACAACAACAGCGGCAAGGAGCUCAGCUCCCACUGGCGGCCCAAAGAUGUGGUUGUGGUGGCACUGGGGCUGACUGUCAGCGUGCUGGUGCUGCUGACCAACCUGCUGGUCAUCGCGGCCAUCGCCUCCAACCGUCGCUUCCACCAGCCCAUUUACUACCUGCUUGGCAACCUGGCCGCAGCUGACCUCUUUGCCGGUGUAGCCUACCUCUUCCUCAUGUUCCACACAGGCCCGCGCACAGCCCGGCUCUCACUUCAGGGCUGGUUCUUGCGGCAGGGCCUGUUGGACACGAGCUUGACGGCGUCCGUGGCCACACUCCUGGCCAUCGCCGUGGAGCGGCACCGCAGUGUGAUGGCUGUGCAGCUGCACAGCCGCCUGCCCCGAGGCCGGGUCAUCAUGCUCAUCGUGGGCGUGUGGGUGGCCGCGCUGGGCCUGGGGCUGCUGCCCGCCCACUCCUGGCACUGCCUCUGCGCCCUGGACUGCUGCUCGCGCAUGGCCCCCCUGCUCAGCCGCUCCUACCUGGCCGUCUGGGCCCUGUCCAGCCUGCUCGUCUUCCUGCUCAUGGUGGCUGUCUACACUCGCAUUUUCUUCUAUGUGAGGCGGCGGGUGCAGCGCAUGGCAGAGCAUGUCAGCUGCCACCCCCACUACCGUGAAACCACGCUCAGCCUGGUCAAGACUGUUGUCAUCAUCCUGGGGGCGUUUGUGGUCUGCUGGACACCGGGCCAGGUGGUGCUGCUUCUGGAUGGUCUGGGCUGCAAGUCCUGCAACGUCCUGGCUGUGGAGAAAUAUUUCCUACUCUUAGCUGAGGCCAACUCGCUGGUCAACGCCGUGGUGUACUCAUGCCGAGAUGCUGAGAUGCGCCGCACCUUCCGCCACCUCCUCUGCUGUCUGUGCCUUCGCCGGUCCACCCACAAGUCUGUUCGCUACACACCCUCCACCCAGACAGGCCCUAGCACUCGCAUCAUGCUUCCUGAGAAUGACCAUUCCCUGAUGGACUCCACCCUUUAGCUAACCUUGGACUUCAGCAGGGUACAGCAAAUGCCAGAGCUCUGCCCCUGGCCACUUGUGGGUGCGCCCGGCUCUACCCAAUCUGCGGGCCAGACUUAAAGGCAGACCCUCAGUCUGGCUUGGCAUGAAACCACUGCCAGCCCUACCCAGGCAGACAACUGUGCCCAUCUCAGGGCCUGUAGGUUGGGGUCAUCUAAGCACCUGGGAGAGAGUUGAACGGGGUGCAGGAAUCUGGCCCUUCAGUCAUCUCAGGUUGCAGGGCUUUUUAACGGACACUUUUCUGUUUUUACUGCACAUGCCUGGCAAGCCCUGUGGACUGCUUCCUCGUCCACGGUGGCGUGGGUAAUAAAGGUGGGAGAGAUGAGGGCCCCCUCAGGCCACGCUGCCCAGUGCAACAGGGUAACAAGGAUGGACCAUGGGCGCCCCAUCUGCCUGAGGCUGAUUGUUUAGGCCACAGACUGAGGAGUGCUGAGCAUGAGCUGGGAAAGGUUUAUGGCCUCUGGCAGCCUCCAGUGGUCUUACAUAUCCCCACAAGAAUUAAGGGGGUCUACAAGGAGGGGGUCUGUAAAGAGUAAACCUUUCCGCUCCGAGGUCUCCAAAGCCUUUUCUGUUGUCAGCUUAUCUGUCUGUCCCUAUGUCCCAGAAUUGUCCACCUCAGCUCAGGCUGAGCUGGGAUCCUUCAACGUGGCAUCUCCUGGGCCCUGUUCCCAUUCCCCUUUGGUCUCUGCAUGGCUGUUGCUCCGUCUCUCUUCUUGUUCCCUUUUGCCUCUGUCUCCUCCACCUCUUUCCCUGCCUUCAUCUUGCCACCUGCCUCUCUGUCUCCGUUCUCUGGAGCCCAGAGUAGUCUGUGGCCUGUGUGAGGCUUCUCUCACCUGCCUGCCCCCUUGUCUGAGUCCAGAUUGUUAAUAGUCAGGUGUGUCCAUCCCACUGUCCACUCCAUCACCUACGUGCACACCUGUGGGCUUGGGGUAGUGGGGUCCAUGGACCAGAAUGCAGGAUUUUAGAGUUGCCAUUUCUCAAGCUUCUCUGAUGUGCCUGGCACACUGAUAAGCGUUUUAGGUGCAUUAUUUAAUCACCACCUGCAUCUUGUGGCAUAGGUAUUAUAUAUAUUUUCAUGUGAGGACAGUGGCUCAGAGAGAUCGAAAUUUGGCCUGUGGUUACAUAGUUUCAAAAGGGCACAGAGAUACAUCGAGGGACUAGAGAGGCCCCUGAGGAAAGGACUUCGGAUUUCCACAAAGUCCGGAGUUGGUCACAAGCUCAGCCUGGCUUUCCCCACUUCACCCUGUGGUCUCAAAUGUGCCAGACCCAUGAUGAGUCCCCUCUCAGAUACACAGAGGCACUGUGCUAGACACGGCGUAAACCAGGCUCUGGAUUCUCUCUGCUUACACACCUAGCCAGAUUUUGAACCCAGGCCUCCCAUCAGAGGCUGAAUUCUUAAACUACUAAAGCAUGCAUUGCCAAAGAACCAAAAAUGUGUAGAUCCUUCUACAUUAACUGGGGCUGAGUUUCCCUUUGGGAAAAUUCUCCCUGCCCUACAACAGCUCUGUGAGGAGGCAAGAACAAACUGGGGUGUCAGGUACUACUCCAGGGUCCAAGGUAGGCAGUGUGGCUCCUUGAGCCUGGGGCCUGAAUCUCAGAAGUGAUGACCUAGGCCAGCACCCAGCCACGUGGAUGGGGACAUAGUCCUUGUCUCCAGGGAGCUCUAGGCCUUUUGGACAAAAGUAUCACUUUGGGUGCCAAGGCAGCCAGCCGUUCCUAUGGGGUGGGAACCCCUGAUGGUCUCCAAAGGUAGCUCUGUUUCACCUGCUCUGAGCUGGCUGCUCUUGCAUCAGCAUCUUCCAGGUUCUAACCCACACUCUUCUGGUCUCCUUCGGGAUCUUGUCCCAUCAGUUUUUCCCUCUCUGUAGGUCUCUCCUCUCCACCAGGUGACUUAAGGUUUUUGUCUCAGAUGGUCCCUGAAGCUCUCAACCCAUCCCCCCCCCACUGUUCUCUGAAGGAUGCCAAAGUUACCCACUACUUUUCAGAUUUCCUGUGUGGUGCUGCACUAGUGGCUGACCUUUUGUACAGGGUACCAGCUCUCCAUAGUCCCCACAUGUUCUAGUACUUCCUGUUACUGGGGCCAAGUGUCAGGUUUCCUUCAUCAAGGAGCUUUCCAGGUUGUUCUUACACUAGUCUACAUCAUUCAUUUCCAUUCCCUUUGGAGUGCCCGAAUCUAAUCAGACCAGUUGGUGUUUGCAUUUCCUCUCCAGCAGCAAUGCGAAGAAGAUGGGCCCUGUCCUGAAGGGUUCCCAGGAGGUUGAGGUCCCUUUAUGAGCCUCGUCUGGGGUCUGUCCCCAUUGCAAACAGGCUCUAGGAGGUCCCAUGACUUUGGAGAAGUGAUUUAUGUCCGAGAAUAAAUCCUUUUCUCUCGCACAAGAAUCCUCUGAUGCCAGGAGUCCUAACAGCUAGAAACAAAGGCCUGUGAAGAUUCGCUCUGAUUUGGGGGUGCAUCACAGGGUAGGUCCUCAGAAAGCAUCCUUCACGUGCUAGCAGAAUGCUGUAGAGCAAAAGAAUGAAUAAAGCAAGGUCACUCUUAAUAAGCUGGACCUUGAAAGGUGAAUAGAAGUGAUUUCUGCAACUGAGAAAAUCACUCAGUUUUGACCUUCCAACCACCAUCACCACACGUACCUGUACCCCCUAUGGAAUAUUAGAGGUGGGGGGAGGGGGAACUGGGAGGCCGGGAGCCCAAGUGACCCACCUACUGGCACUGAGGCUGAGGGGAGCAGGGGUCUGGGGCUCCGGGCUUCUGGAGAUGAAUGGGGGUAGGGGUGUUGAUGGGGUUCUGAGAGGCUAGGGAGGGUCUGAGAAGCAAGGGGUGGCUUGGAGGAAGAGUGCAGUGCUCUGAGAAGUUAAGACUCUGAGAUGUGUAGGUCCCUGAGGAGUGGGAUGCUCUGAGACAUGGGAGCCUAUGAGGAAGAGUGGGGGCUGGGGGGGGAUUGGCUCUAAGAAGUGAGGUCCCUGAGGAGUGGGGACUCUUGAGGAGAUGUGCGGGCUCUGAGAAGGGAGCGCUCUAAGGACGUGUGCGGUGUAAAGUGUCUCAGAGUAGGAAUGGUUGAGGGAGGUGGAGAUGUGGGAGAUGGGGUUUCUGAAGCAGAGCAAAGCCGGCCUUGCCCUCUCCGGCUGGAGGAGGGUAGGGGUAGAAAGCGCCGUUGCCUCAGCAACCCCCAACAGAGUCCUAGGCCGAUAGGAGGGGCUUUUAGGGGCCUGCCUGUGGGCGAGGCGCGGCGGCGGUUGGCUGACGGAGAUAGUAGGGCGUGUCCCUGGGCGGGGCGCGGUCGCCUGGCUGGCGGCGGUUGGCCGUAGGCGGAGGGGGGCGGGGCCCGAGGGCGCGCGUGGUGCGCGCAUAGACGGCGGCGGUUGGCUACGACGUCCGCGCGAGCUCUCCAGGCUCGGCUGCUCCUUGGUUGAGCGCCCGCCAGGCCUCGGCGCGCCUGGACACCCCGUGCUGCCGCCCCUCUGACCCGCGCCGCUCACCGCCCCGGCCCCCACCGGGCUCCGACACGGACGACGUCCUGCAGAUCAUGGCCAUCACCGACCAGAGCCUGGACGAGGCGCAAGCCAGGUGCUGGCGCGGACUCGGCGGGGGCCACCCAAAGUCGCUUCAGUGAAGGAGGCGGGCCGAGGGGGCCAGGGCCGGGGCGGCUGGGGGCGUGAGGGGUGAGGAGGGUGCAGGGUGAGAGAUGGGGUGGUGAGUCUGGGCGGAGAGGGAGAGGGCAGAUCGGGGGCGGGGGGUUUGAGGAGGACUGAAGGGGGGUUCUGAGGCCGAAGGGAAUGGAACGGAUUGAAAGGGGGCUUAUGGCGCUAAGCUGUGGGUGCUGGGUUUUAGGAGCUCAUCUUGGGGUGAGAGGGAUGGGUUUAAGGGGAGUUUGUGGAUGGAGAGGUUUAUGGUGAAAGGUGGUUUCAGGGUUUAUGGAUGUAAGGGGGAAGAGGAGUGUUGGGGGGGUGUAAGGGCUGAGAGAUGGGUGCACACGGGAUUUGUGAAGGAUGGACAACUAAAUGGAUCAGUGGUAUGUAUGAGGAUGGGAAGUUCUGGGGGCAGGUAAUGGAGAAUGAGUUGUGGGAAAUGGGACUCGGGAAUGAAGAGAUGGUGUGAUUUGAUUCGGGAAGCAUCCAGAAAAAAGGUUAGUGGGGGAGCUGGAGGGGGACAGAGGACUCCCUUUUUUAUUAAUUUGGCGAAUGUUUAUUAGACACUAUGUGCGGGGCACGGAGCUGGGUGCUGACGUCACUGAUCUCAAGCUCAUGGUUUGAGGGAGAGAAAGUAAGUAGCAAAACUAAGUAUAAGUUGCGCUAAAAGCUGUAAGUAAAGAGAUGGCAAGCUGUGGGAAGCCAGGAGAGGGCACAGCACCUUUAGAGGCCCGAAGGUGGGAAAGGGCAGGAAGAAUGCAGAGCCAGGGACUGAAAGUCCCCAGUACAGCAGAGAGAGUCUGGAACCAGGAUCACAUGGGGCCAAGUUUCAGGAAAGGGUUUGGCUUUUAUUUCAGUUGCAGUGGGAAAAUCACAGUGGUUUUAAGACCACCUGUCCCACUUAACCUCCACCCACCACUUGCCAGUGAGCCAGGAUUGGUAAAAUGUGCUUCACAAGUCAGCCCAUUGUGUUUGGGGCCUGCCUGAAUUGUUAGAAGGUAGCAAAGCACAGAAUGACAUCCUUUUGGAGGAUGAGGUCUUGUUGAAUGGGACUUGUUUGGGGGUAAGGGACGGUCCCUGUGGAUGGGACCAGGGUGUAGUGGUGUGGACUGUGCAGUGCCUAGAACCUUCUAGUGAGGAGGGGUUACAAAGCCAGGUGAACAGCCGCCCCAGGAAAGGAGGAGGCAAGUAAACGGUGGAUAUGGCAGGCAUUUAUUCCUCAAACUUUCUUGCCUUUGCUUCUUGUGGAAUGUCGACUCUUUCCACAGUUUCAUGGCCUCUAUCUGGAAAGUUAAGAGUGUCACACACACAUAACCCCACUGCACACCACUGGAGCAUUGUGCUAGGUGCUCCAGAAACCAAGAUGGCCAAGAUGUUCUCUGCCCUUUCAGGGCUCAUUCAGAAGGAAGGUGUGUGGGAGACUUAACUCAUAAACAGUCAUCAUAACAGGAGUGUGCUGAGUAGAGGUAAUUCCUGGCACAAAAGAGCUGGGCCAGGAGAGGGUGACCUUCUGUGAUGCCUUCUCCGCUAAGCCAGUGUGAGAGCAAGGGCAUUGUUGUACUUUUCCUUUGUAUUCCCAGGGCUGUGCAGAGUGCCUGGCACCUGGCGUUCAGUAAAGUUUUGUGGCACUUAGAUUCUGGAAGGGUUGGUAGGAGCUAGGGAAGGGGGAAAACGGGCUCUUCACACCCAGGAACCACAGAAGCAGUGCUUUGGGUGCGUGUGGAGCUACCUGUGUUCCUUCUGUUCUAGGCCAGGAGCUGCUUAAGGAGCGAACUCUGCUCAGAUGUGGCCUUCCUCAGGCGUGUGUCACCCUGCACUGCCCCAAGGCUGCUACUUUUUUCUUGUAACAAUCUCUUGAGAUUCUAGACUCCCCUAGGUAGGCUUAGAAUGGAAUGCAGUCAGUCACCUCUUCUUGCUGUUCUCAAAGAGAGUCGUUUUUCUUUUAAGGCUAAGAAACUGAACAGGGGGUCAUUACACUUGCCUUACAACGUAGCUGUUAGGUAGCUGAUUCCUGGUUUCUUCCUGAGGUAGAAAGAUCCCCGGAGCUUUUAUUUUGAGACUUUGGAAGCUUCACAUCUGCCCCACUCCUUGCAUAGCCUUUAGAUAAAUUCAAGGCCCUAAAAGUCACCCAAGUCCAGACACCAGUCUUCAGUCCUCAAGUGGGCGGGCCACUUACUCCACUCUGGAGAAAACACAGCUUGGGUGGGUCUUUUCCUCAUAGUAAACCUUGCUGCCUGGUAGAUUAUCAGCUUGGGCAGGGAAGCAGAUUGUGUCUUUCCUGAUCAGCCAACUGGGUGAGGCCUUUGGCUUCCCUGGCCUUUGGCUUCACUUCAACUGGUGAGGUCUUUCUGACCCUGCCCUCUCUCUGAAACAAGAGAGAACGGUUUCAUCUCUGUGCGCUGCCAACCUCUUAAGAGCCCCUGGAGUCAAUUUAGCUCAGCUGGCUAGCAAGAAAAGAAUUUUUCAUCUCAGAUUUGAGGCCUUCUCAACCUGCUUUGUCACCGUGUGCUUAAAGAAGGGAAGCACACCUACUCUCCUUAAACCUGGAUUCCUUCUUACACCUUUCUACGUUAUUAGGAAGGCAGCUCCACAUACUUGGGUGUAAUUCAUUUUGUUAUUAUAGCUGAAUAGUCUUCAAAUAGUGAACUGUGUAUUGUUCUUCCUUCUGGCUACACAGAUAGUAGAGGGACACUGGGGAGUUUGGAAUGCACUGUCUUGGUUGAAAUUCAGCCCACGUCAGCUGGAAAUUUCCUGUGUGAUAGGUAACUAGUCUUCUUGAAUGAUCUUCUGAACUUCUUUGGUGACACCCUGAGCUUUUCCUAGAGAGGGACAGUUUUUGUGUUUUCUGAGUUGCAUCUUUCACUGAUCACGUUCUCAUUCAUUUCUUACAUGGGACCGGGAAGGCAGGAAAUUUUCUCUCGUUUGCCAAGGAUUUUCUGAGUAUGUCACUCUAUCAUGUGUAGCCUUAGUUUUUAUAAUAAUAAAUUUUACAACAUGUUGAAGUUUAUGUAGAUUUGUUUCCUUUGCUUCCUUUGAAUACCUUUAUGAAGGGUUUAUAAGGUUAUCAGACUAGGGUUGAGGGCUCCUCUGUCAGGACUCAGAUUCCAAAGUUCUUCCCCCUCCCAUAGUUGUUAACCAGUGUUUGAAUCAUCGACCCCUUUGAAAAUCUGGUGCAAUCUCUGGGUCCCCUCCUAACCAUGCCCCCUGACAGUGUGCUUGUGUACCACACCUUUGAGAAUCCUCAGGCCUCAGGUGUCCUGGGGCCUGGAAGCUGCCCUUCGUCAGUGGUGGACUCACUUUUUUGUCUAGUAGUGAGAUUCCUAACAAGUCAGUGUGAAAACUCAAGAGCUGGGAAGGCUGAGGGGUGAGUUUUGGAAACCUGAUUUUAAAAGGAAGCAGAAUGGUCAACAGUGUCGUCCUGGAGACCUGGGCUCCAGACCUGAUGAUCUGGAAGAGGCAGCUGAAGAGGACUGGCCCUUCAAAUCAUUCUGCAUGUUGGAACGACAGUAUUUCUGCAGACUUUACCUGGAAUAUGGAUUAAAUUCUGAAUAUUAAAAGGAGAUGAUGACAUAAGUUUGACUAUCCUUAAAACUUACUCAAAUGGCAAGGUUUGCUUUUAGAAUGACUCUACAGAUGACUGAUGGUACCCACAACAGUUUGAUUCUUCCCAGUUUUACUUUUACAAAGAAGCUUAUUUUAAAAUGCCAGGGCAUCUGUCUCCUGGGCUGCAUUCCUUUCUGGAGCUUGGCAUCCUCUGUGAAUUUCUAGGUUUUCCAUCAAGAUUUGAUUUCCUCAGGAAAGCAUGCUCUGAAUUGUCAUCAGAUGAAGCCUGCUCUCUUCAGUGUGCCCUGUGAGAUCAAGGAAAAGGCAGGUCUCAAACUGGUUCGGCAACAAAAGAAUCCGGUAUAAAAAGAACAUGGGGAAGUUUCAAGAAGAGGCUACCACUUACACAGGUUCCUCUGGUCCCUUUCCAAUGACCAGCACCAGCGACACACUUAUCACCCUGCAGACACUGGCCUCCCUCCGGCCCGCCCCUGGGGAAGGCAGCCUUCUGGGCCAGGCCAGGGGCGGCUGGCAGGUGAGGCGAAUGUCGACCGCUUCACCUAUUGGAGACCCCGGCAGGGUCACUUCAAACGCAUCUAAUUAAGUGUUGGGAUGAGCAGAAAAGAGGACGGUGCGACCUGCCUUGGUUCCCUGGAAUUCAUGUUUCCUCAGAAAACCCAGAACUGACAGCAGACAGCGCUCCCUGAGCUGACGGCAGGCGACACCGGUACCAUCUUUUGCUUGUCAGCUGGGGUUUGAAAUGGGCUGAGACACUGCUCGUUCUGCCAACUCCAUUUGGUGUUUUUUACAGUAAUUUUAUGGUUAAGGCUGAAUUGUUUCUUCCAGGACUUGGCACAAAUUCUCCCAUUACAGUUUUGGACCGAUUUUAAUUUCGAUGUCGUUCACUCCCAGAUUUGUUCCUGCCGAUGGCUGACCGCGCAGGUGCAGGGCUGCAGCUGCGCAGUUGGGCGGGUUGUUACUCUGUUUGCUCGUUUGUCCAUCCGUGUGCCAACUCGCCCAGACGCUGCCUUCCACACUCUCUUCUGCUGUGUCGUUUCAUGCGGUUUUGAUUUAAGUCUGUUGUGAGCUCAGAAUUUUACUGGGAAUUGGUUUGGCACCUUUUUCCGUUAAUACAAGUUCUACCAUUUUCAGCUGAAAUGUCGUUAAAGAUGAUAAACUUCCCAAGCACUUUCCUGCAUCCGUGCUCUUGAAAUCCUGCUGGCCCAAGGCUUGGCGCUGCAAGUCCCCCGGCUCCUGGAUGCCCCUCUCUGUCUCCUCGCCCAGUUCCUCCUCUGCUUCAGCCUUCGGGUGGGACCUUCCCUCUGUCUCCUCCUCUCUUCCCCUCACCGGGAAUGAAGAUGCUAGAGCUGGGCUGUUGGGAGAAUUAAAUGAACCUGGGCUCAGGACAGCUCGGGGCCCUGAGCAGGUGCACUGUAUCUGCCCGUCAGUCAGUGUCACCACGGCCCUAACCCCGCACUGUCAGCUGCCACCAUGACCAGCAUCUGAGCUUCUGUCCAGAGUGUUUCAUCUCUGGACACAGAGUGUUCUGACUCCCGUGCACCUCCACACCAGCUCCGCCCAGAUCCUGGCCAGCUGGAUGCGUCACCGUUCUCCCGGUUCUUGGGCCCCCAUGCCCGAGAGGUCCCUCUGUCCUGUCUCCAACCCCCGCGGGUGUCACCACCGUGGCGCCGACACCCUAGUGAGGGUUGCAGACAGGAAACGAGGUGCGGGAGUGAGGGUCCGCUGGGUCACAGCCAUGCAGCACAGCGGGGUCCCAGCCUGCACCCCGAAAGACUGAGCACGGUGGUCUCCUGGGAUCAAAGGACCUCUGCCCCCCACCCCUCUGGCUUCCAUCCCCCCUGCACAUCUGCCCAUCCCAACCCAUCACACCCACGGGCCUCUGGGCAGCAGCCGGCUGCUCUCACCUGGCCUGUCACCACACUGCCCUCCACGUCUCCAUUUCUGUUGCUUUCAAGAACCAAGAAAUGGAUAUCUAAGGCGGGUGAUACAACCUCAGCCAACCGUGUCCAGGCCCUGGCCUCUUCUCCACCGGCACCCACUGCACGCUAGUCCUCAGGGUGACCUGCCAAGACGGUCCGCGGCGGUCUGGGUGUGCCCCUGCAGACGAGCCCCCGCUUGGCACACCAUGCUUCUCUCUACCCGAUGCAUCUUGCACUGGCCACUGCCUCUGUGUCCGGGAGGAUCUUCCUCCAGGGAAUGAACUGCCACGGCCGGAGCCCCUCAGCCCCAGUGCUGGAUAUUUUAGGUAGCUCCCAUGUUUGCAGCCCUGUGCCCGCGACGCCCCUCAGCUCGAGUCUCUUUGGUGCUGUUCUGCGAGCCCGCCCGCAGCCUGGCUCUCUGCACGGUUGGCGCUUCUUUUCUUCCCCUCACUGCCUUGCAAACCUUCAGGGCGGGCAGGGGACAGCCAUCAGGACCUCCCCCUGCAUCUGCGACCUUUCCACUGAGCCCUCCCAGCUGCUCUUCACCCUAUCCCUGCCAGCAGGAGCUGUUAGGAUGCUGGGCAACCCCAAACCCACAGCCUGGGGGGUCUCGGUCAGUCGAGGCUGUUGUAGAGCCCACCCUAAAGGCGACCCUGUCCCCAUGAGCAGUCACUCCCCAUUUCCCGUCCUCAGCCCCUGGCAACCACUCAUCUGCUUUCUGUCUCUGUGGAUUUGCCUGUUCUGGACAUUUCAUAUACAUAGAACCAUACAUGCGGCCUUCCGUGUCUGGCUUCUUUCCCUCGGGAUGUUUUCAAGGUUCACCGUUUUAUAUAUAGCAUGUGUCAGGGCUUCAUUCCUUUUGACAGCCAGCAUCCCAUUGGGGACCGUGCCUUAAGACAAGGCCUUAGGGAGGUGAUUGAGAGAGCGUGCCGAGGUGCAGGGUGGGCGCUGCCCGAGGUACCCACAACAGUGGGAGGGCGAGAGGUGCCAGCCCUGGGAAGGGGCCAGGCCUGGUGUGAGCAGGGGGCACCCCAGGGGGACUAACAUCUUCACGAUCCGCCGCUACUGCGUCGAGAACAGACUGCAGGAAAGGGGGGUCCGAGGGUCCUGCGACCUCCCAGCUGGUGGCCACAUGCAGGCAGGGGUGGUUAGGGUCGGGGGACGUGAGUGAAGGUAGACCUGCAGGACCUGCUGCUGAGUAGGAAUGGGGUGGUCUGAGCCACAGGAAGACUGGACGGGGACAUCACGGAGGGAAGGUAGCUCAGCUCUGGUCUGACAGGCUUGGGGUGUGCACGCAACUAGACAUCGGAGUCUUGUUCAGGAUAGAAGUUUGGAAGUUGAGAGAGGCCAGAAUAUGGGACAAAAACCAAGACAGGAUGUCACGGAAGCCAGAAGGACAGAUUUCAGGAGCAGAAAGUGAAGGUCCACCAACAUGGAAAAAUGACUGCCAGACUGAGCAGCCUGGGUUCAGUGGAGCAAUGGGGCCACCGAUUAGUUCAAGAGACAAUCAGCGACUCGGAGGAUCAGAGAGCACAGUCAGCUCUCCAGGAGACUCGCGGCAAAGGGGUCGCCAGAGGCCGUGCGGAGAAACUGAGGCAGUGCCGCGGAGAGCUGCCGGGUAGGUCCUGUGGGAGCAAGAGGGUGGGAUGUGCCACGGCAGGUCGUGUGGACACUGGAGAGGAGGUGGAGAGCGCGGUCCCAAAGGAAAUAGACAAAGCAGCAAUUUGCGGGUCCCAGGUGGCCCUGGAGCCUCCCGCUCACUUGCGCUCUCUCGUGGCUGUGGCGUGAAUGCGGCUCGUGGUUGGCUCGGCCGCCAGCUUCUGGCUGAGUCCCUUGGAGGUUUGGUUUGCUUGUUUGUUUCGGUUUUCUAGCGGCACUGCCCGGCAUGUGGGAUCUCAGUUCCCUAACCAGGGAUCGAGCCUGGGCCCCCUGCAGUGGAAAGCGCCCAGUCUUAACCACUGGACCGCCAGGGAAGUCCCUCUUGGAGGGCUGUAAUUUGAGGAAACUCCCUAGGUCAAAUUCUGCGCGUAAAGUCACACUACACCAGCAUUUCAUACUGCAUUAUUCAAAAAAAUGCCUAAAAUGUGGCCCCACGACACUAAUCGAGCUAUUAAGGACCACAAGAGCGCGGAGGAGUCACCUGGCACCCCCUGACACCACCCUGCUGGCAGAGUGGGUGCUGAUGGUACCUCCAUGCAACGGGUGGGGACACUGAGGCACAGAGGCUUCGUGACCUGUGCCCCAGGCUCCCAUUUAGGAGAGAGACAGGCAGAGCCAAGGCUGUGAGCCCGAAGGCAGUUCUGGGGAGAGUAUGGCUGCUCGAGAUGGCAAUCUUCUAGAAUCCAUUAAUAUUAAAAAUGCACACACCCUCUCCCUCAUCAGUUUUCCUUCUAAGAAUUCUUCUACAGGUACAUGCAAAUGAAUGCAAAGUGAUGCAUUUCCUGCCACAUUUUUUUGUAACUGCAAAAAAAAUGAAAAUAAAUGUCUGUCCUUUGGGCACUGUUUAAAUCACGCUGUUCAGCCCUGCAGUGGAAUAGCAUACAACCGUUCAAAAGACUGAAGUAGCUCGUCUCCACAAUGCAUUAAUGUAAAAAGUAGGAAGGAUAACCAUUUGUGUCCAUUUUUGAAAUGGGGGUGGGUGGGGGUAUCCAAGUAUCUCUGGAAGGAGACGCAGGUCACAGCAGUGGCCACUGGGGAAUGAACCAAGGAUCCGGUAGUUGACAGGGAAGCGAUCUCUCAUUUCUCUGUAUACCCUUGGGCAGUCUGCAGUUUAGAAAUCCCUGAAGCUUGUGCUGGGAGAGCAGCAGGAGCCCUUGGAACACUGACCACUGCCCUCAGCCAGUCCUGCUCAUUACUCAUUAUUCCACCCUCCCCCUCCCCCUCCCCCUCGCCCUCCCUCCUCUCCCCCUCCCCCACGAAUCUGUGGCUUGGAAGUUCAUGAUCAGGGCCCCACGGGAGGGGGAUCUGGAAACCACCACACAGGGAGAAGAAAGUGGAGGUGGAGUGAGAGGUCCAGCUGCUGUGUCCCAUCACCAUCCACCAGAGGCCGCUGUGGCCCUGCAGCGAGUGCAGAGCUAGAGGCUGGAGACCUACCUCUCUUGGGCUGGAGACCCAGGGAUAUAAGACCCCCUCAACUUGUAGCUGUCGGGUCCAAGGGCCGGGCUCAGGGCAGGAAAUGAGACCUCCACCAUUACUUUUUUUUUUUUUUUUAAAGAAGAUGUUGUUGGUAGGAGUUUAUUAAUUUAUUUAUUU
Molecule: messenger RNA, 13459 nt
Organism: Orcinus orca (killer whale)
Lineage: Eukaryota; Metazoa; Chordata; Mammalia; Artiodactyla; Delphinidae
Gene: LPAR2
Product: lysophosphatidic acid receptor 2
Exons: 8
Coding region: 6-1061 (351 amino acids)
Biological process (GO): G protein-coupled receptor signaling pathway
Cellular component (GO): membrane
Molecular function (GO): lysophosphatidic acid receptor activity
Source: RefSeq, a predicted model, not a curated record